CUGGGAUUGUGAUCUACGUAUGAUUGGGCCUGGAAUGAGGGGAGACAAUGGGGGCCAGUGGGAACCAACCAUCGGAAUCGGUUUCAGUGUACAUACAUUCAAUAUUUGGUGUUUGUGAGCGUUCACAGUACAGUCUGAAUGUAUCCUGCACUAACCCUUCUGGAGACCGUAACGACUUUAACGAUCUGAGAGAUCUUCGUAAGCAAAUCCGCGAUGCCCACAAUUACUAUCGAUGUCUCCAUGGUGUACCUCCUCUUAAACUACAAGGGAAACUCAAUAAGUAUGCCCAGAAAGCUGCCGAGGAUAAUGCCAGGAAAGGAGCACUGAUGCCUUCUGGUGGACUUUACGGCGAGAACUUAUAUAGCUCAUAUGGAGUUCCGGUCAAUGGUUUGGCUAUCACUAAAUUUUGGUAUGAUAAGAUUAAGGACUACAAUUUCAACUAUCCAGCAUUUAGUUCAAGUCAAUUCAGCCAAGUUGUUUGGUUAAGCAGCACCGGUCUUGGAUGUGGAUACAUAAAAAAUGCGAACGAAUGGAGUUAUAUUGUAUGUAGUUAUGAUCCUCCAGGUAACAUCCCAACACCCGAGCAGUUCAGCAAAAAUGUGCCACUACCGUUGUAUACAAUAAACAACAAUGACUAUAUAUGAACACAUGACGUUAUACAAUGUUGUAUGCCUUAUAUUAUGUUAGCCUGAUUCGUCCAUUAAUGCUAAAUUCGAGGUACUGUAUAUGUCAUUCGAAUCUUAACGACACAUUUUAGAAAGUACUCGUUGAAUAAAAACAUGCGGAUAUUA
Molecule: messenger RNA, 791 nt
Organism: Anneissia japonica
Lineage: Eukaryota; Metazoa; Echinodermata; Crinoidea; Comatulida; Comatulidae
Product: secreted protein RBT4-like
Exons: 5
Coding region: 48-644 (198 amino acids)
Cellular component (GO): extracellular region
Source: RefSeq, a predicted model, not a curated record